AACAGUCGACCAAGACCCCCAAACAGGCAUGAAGUGAAAGUACAGGAAGAAAGAAGUUCAGAGAUAUAAUAACAGAAAUAUUUAGCCGAAUACCUUUUUAAUAAACGACAUAAUGUUUAUUCCUGUCGAAGCAACUCCGCCCUCCUUUAAAGGCUUUACCCUUAUAUUGCCAGCAAUUGCUGUAGGCAAUGUGGCACAGCUCGCAGUGGACCUCAUCGUGUCGACGCUCAGCAUGAAGCGGGUGGGCUACAUGCACACGGACUGCCUGGUCCCAAUGGUGGGGCCCAACCCAUACGCCACAUCCGCGGAGGACGCUGGGGAAAUUCACACCACCGCAGAAGUUUACACAGAUGCAGAAAAAAAGCUGGCAGUCCUUCAGAUCAGGUCACCCCUUAUUCAGUCAAGAUCCAAAAAGUUCAGGAAGUUGUUGGUGUCUUGGAUCAAAGCCAGUGAGUUCUCCCGGACCGUGGUGCUGUCGAGCAGCCACGCCUACCAGCGGGAUGACCAGCAGCUCAAAGGGACGCCGCUGAGGUACCUGGUCACGCCCGCCAUGCGGACGGCGUCGGGCCCCGCCCUGACGGAGCUGGGCUGGAUGGAGAUGGAGAGGCUGUCCCCCUUCCCUGGCCUGGUGGAGGCCGUGCCACGCCUCUCCAUCCCCGGGGGAGGCGUCACCAAAGGGCUCUUCACCGACGGCUGUCAGGAAGAGCUGUGCCUGGCUGUGGUGCUGGUGUUUUGCUCCGAGGGCGACAACGUCCCAGACGCCUUCACCCUAGUCAACCACCUCAACGAAUGGCUCCUCCUGGUGGACAAUGACAAACGAGGAGCACAGAAGUGGAAGGUUCCGGGCUCCUGGAGACUCCUGUUUGGCAGCAGUCACCCACCUUCCAUUUUUUAACCCGAUGGCGCUCCACGUCUUUUCUAUGCUGUUGUUUUGGCUUUAAUUAGAUUGGUGACCCGUCAACUUAAUAAUGUCAGCUCGUAAUGUACUCCAAAGAACAAAGGCCCUGAUUGUGAACGUCCUGGACCGUCAUGGCCGCGCCCCCUUGGCAGUAAGUGCCUGGCGGCUAGCCACACUGGUUUCCUGGUAGACCCACCUACCGACGAGGUCAGGCGGUUCCCGUGCAAACCGGUUGCAUGCACUGUUAGACUAUAUGCGUAAGCCCCGGUUUCCUGUCUGCUUCUCAAGCAUCAUUGUGUGACAGGUUCUGUUCCGUUUUUAAAAGAGUUGUCUCAUUGUCAUAAAUUAGGCAAUAUAUACUUCAAUGUAACCCACAUGAUUCGUUCAGUUUCAAUAAAAGUUGCUGUUCAAAUAUGCAGAUACAGCAAUGCAGAUUAUAUUAAGCAUGCACUUUUAAGGGUAAAGACUAGAGUACACAAGAAUGCUGCAUAAAUAAACGGGGUGUAAGAAAAGAAAUUACCUUUUUUAAUAAACAAUAUAAAAAUGU
Gadus morhua (Atlantic cod) is the source of this 1445-nucleotide messenger RNA. RefSeq names its product proteasome (prosome, macropain) assembly chaperone 2 (gene psmg2). Gene Ontology annotation, biological process: proteasome assembly. The transcript is spliced from 7 exons. The coding region runs from base 113 to 895 and encodes 260 amino acids. The record is from RefSeq and is a predicted model, not a curated record. NCBI's taxonomy places the organism in Eukaryota, Metazoa, Chordata, Actinopteri, Gadiformes, Gadidae. Gene Ontology annotation, cellular component: nucleus; cytosol.